AUGGCUCGGAAAAAGGGAAAAAGUUUCGGACAAGGAAAACGCGCCGGUUUUCAACGCGAAGAAAUCGUUUUUGAAAACGAGAAAUUUGAGUCUUACUAUGCUGUUCAGAAUCUGUUUGCUCAUAAAGAGAGUCCGGAACAAGAAUAUAAACUUCUUAUUGAGUUUAUGAAGAAGCAACUUCCUACAACUUUUCGAAUUUCUGGAUUUCGGAAACACGCUGUGGAAUUAAAGAAACACUUUGAAAAGUACUACGUCCCGGACUUACAAAACGUUACUUAUGAAGGCCAAAACAUCCCUCCUCCACAAGUCCUCUCUUGGUACCCAGAUGAUUUGGCUUAUAUGAUUGAUGCUCGUAAAGAAACCAUUCGUAAAAGCCCUCCUUUGAAACGUUUGCAACGUUUUCUUGUCUGCGAAACAGAGGCUGGAAACAUUAGUCGCCAAGAAGCGGUUAGUAUGCUUCCCCCUCUGUUCCUUGACUUUGAGCCUCAUCAUGUUGUCUUGGAUAUGUGUGCUGCCCCGGGCUCAAAAACAGCGCAACUGAUUGAAGCAAUCUACAAAGAUCCUAAACGUGCUCAGAUGCUUGUCCACCAAAUUAAUCGACUUAACUCUCCUAACGUUCUUGUCAUUAAUCACGAUGCCUCACAAAUGCCUAAUAUCUACGUAGAAAAGAAAGAGGCCGCUGAUGGCGAAAAAGAAAUCCUUAAGUUUGACCGAAUCUUAGCUGAUGUUCCUUGCUCGGGCGAUGGAACAUUCCGUAAAAACUUGAUGCUCUGGAAGGAAUGGAGCCAAAGCAGUGCUCUUACUUUGCAUAACUUGCAGCUGAAAAUUCUUAUGCGUGGUUUGCAAAUGCUGAAGGUUGGCGGUGUACUGGCUUACUCAACUUGUUCCAUGAAUCCUAUUGAAAACGAAUCCGUGGUUGCCGCUGCACUUAAGUCGUGUGGUGGCUCCGUUCAGCUUUUGGAUGUUUCCGACAAGAUGCCUGAACUUCUUCGUGAACCCGGACUCUGUAACUGGAAGGUUAUGGAUGAACAAUUGAAGCAGUAUGCGGAAUACAAUGACGAUGCUAAAGCAGCAAAGUUAUGUCCGACCAUGUGGCCCCUUCCCAUUAACGAGAUGAAAGAAUAUCAUAUGGAAAGAUGUGUACGCUUAUAUCCUCAGCUUCAAAACACCGGUGGCUUUUUCAUUGCUUUGUUACAAAAGACGGAGGUUCUUGGUCGUGAACCUUCUACCGCUAGUCCAAGCUCCGACAAAAAGCGUGCGGUUUCUGAAGAUUCAGAAAACGCAUCUGAAACGAAGCGUGCCAAAACAGCUGAAAAUAAUACUUCCUUGGUACCCAAGAAAACCAUCGCUGGUAAUACCUACUUUGAUGAAGAGCCUUUCACUUACAUCAAACCUGAUUAUGAAGAGUUGGACAAAAUAAUGAACCACUACGGAAUUGAUUCUUCUUUUCCUCGUGAUCAGUUUUUCGUCAGAAAUCAAACUGGAAUACCAGUUCGUUCUAUUUACUUUGCUUGCAAGCUUUUUAAGAAUGUCAUCGAGAGUAACAUAAAUCGUGUCAAGUUUGUUCACGGUGGUGUUCGGUUUUUCGUAAAGCAAGAUGUGAGCAACACGCUUAAGAACAGUGCUGCAGAGAUCCAAACUGAUGUGUGCAAUUUCCGGAUUCACAGUGAUGCUGUGAACAUUAUCUAUCCUUAUUUGAAUGGACGCCACAUUUAUGAUGCCUCUGUUGAAGAUUUGCGCACACUUAUUGAUAACGACUAUCCUCAUUUGGCACAAUUUCCUGAAAAUGGUACACUCAGUAAGAAAUUCGAAGGAAUGUCUUAUGGUUGUAACAUUGUUCGCGUUGAAGCCUCUGAAUCAGUGGGCUGCCAAAUCAACAUGCAGAUUCUCUGCCCAAUCUGGCGCAGUCCUAGCAGUUGCAAUCUCAUGCUUGCUAGAAAGGAGAAAGAAAAUUUGGCUUUAGAGCUUUUUGGAAAGUUGAAAUAA
Schizosaccharomyces japonicus yFS275 is the source of this 1986-nucleotide messenger RNA. RefSeq names its product tRNA (cytosine-5-)-methyltransferase. The transcript is spliced from 7 exons. The record is from RefSeq and is a predicted model, not a curated record. Gene Ontology annotation, cellular component: nucleus. Gene Ontology annotation, biological process: tRNA methylation. Lineage: Eukaryota; Fungi; Ascomycota; Schizosaccharomycetes; Schizosaccharomycetales; Schizosaccharomycetaceae. Gene Ontology annotation, molecular function: RNA binding; S-adenosylmethionine-dependent methyltransferase activity; RNA methyltransferase activity. Bases 1 to 1986 code for a protein of 661 amino acids.